This is a messenger RNA of Guillardia theta CCMP2712, 1722 nucleotides long. RefSeq lists its product as hypothetical. Gene Ontology annotation, molecular function: endopeptidase activity; protein binding. Bases 1 to 1722 code for a protein of 573 amino acids. The record is from RefSeq and is a predicted model, not a curated record. NCBI's taxonomy places the organism in Eukaryota, Cryptophyceae, Pyrenomonadales, Geminigeraceae. The transcript is spliced from 28 exons.
AUGUCGUCAACUCUCAUCGAGCAGGCCAGGACGAUGCACGAGGAGAUGGAGGUGACGGACUUGAUCACAAGACCUGUGAUCGCUCACGUGACCGUCUCUCGCUUCCCCCAGGUUGGCAUGAACAAGAUCGUGAAGCUGCUGGCUACGGAGGCGAAGGUCCUCUCCCAAGUGAAGAAAAUUCAGAAAUCCGCGUCCUUGCUCAAGAACAGCUACGAGGACAAGGACGAAGGCAAGAAGCACGAGGUUGCUGCCAUGUCAGGAUCCGAAGUCUUCGGCGGAUUCUACUCCCGUCUCAGGGAGCUGAGGGAGUACCAUCGCAAGUUCCCCAACCUGUACUAUGAGCCUGACAACAACGAGGAUAUCACCCUUGAAGACGACCCUGAGAUCCUCGACAAGUUCUCGGGAGAAGAGAUGCAUGGGAGGUUCCUGGACCUCAACGAGAAUCACAUCCAGUUCAUCAACUUGAAGAACGCGAGGGCUGUCUCCUACGAGGUCUACCUCAAUAUCUUCCUCGACUUCGCCUCCGUCCCCCUCAACGUCAAGGGCAUGAAGUACAAGAACUACCUCAAGUCCCUCAAGUCCUACCUCGUCAACUUCCUCGAGCGGGCCCAGCCGCUGGUUGACUUUGCGACCCCCAUGAAGAACGCUGAGGACGAGGCUCUCGCGAAGUUUGCAAAGAACGGUUCCUUGCAAUCAGAGCAACCUGGCAUAGGCCUCUUCUUCCAUGAGAGCGGAGGAAGGAUCAGAGUCAAGACAAUCGUGUCGGGAGGGUCUGCGGAGCGCGAUGGACGCGUGCAGGUUGGCGACAUUCUCAUCGCUAUCGACGGUACGGAUGUGCGCGGUCAGAGUGCCAACCCCAACGUGUUUCGUAACAUGAUCACUGGGCCCGAGGGCAGCACGGUUCGCCUCAAGAUGCUGCGAGGAGAGGGAUCCAACGCGUUCGGGUACGAGCUGGAGCUUGUUCGCGGAUCGCCGGAGUACUUCGCGCGUCUGGAGCAAGAGAAGAGGAAUGAAGACGAGCUGACCGAGCUGAAGCUUCAGCUGAAGCAGGCACUUGCGGAGGAGCAGCAGGUUGCAGAGGAAGUCGAUAGGAUCAAGAGGUUGUUGAUUUCCGAGCGACAAGACAAGGAGAUGCGUGACAAGGACGUGGCCGUUCUUGAGCAAACAUUCGACGAGGACAAGCAGCAGCUCACUGAGGCUCUGAGGAAGGUUGAGACAGUCAAACGCGACGUAGAGGCAAGAUUGGCGCCCGUUCAGGCCAGGGAGCAGGAGCUGUCAGAGGAGCUUUCCCGGCAGAUAGAGAAGGACAGGCUGCGAAAAGAAUACAUCGAAGAGCUCCAGAAACGUCACGAAGAGCGAAAGAUACAGCUGGAGCAGCAACUGCAGUUGAUCCGCAAGCAGGCUGCCAUGAUGCUCGAGAAGAAGAAGGCAGAGCACGAUGCGUUGUGGAAGCAACGUCAGCUGGAGGAAGAGAGGGAGCUCUUCAGGGAGAUGCUCGAGAACUCUGACUCUCUCGCCGGCUACGUGCAUGAGAUGCAGGCUCGCAUGAACACCAUCAACGCUGGCUUCUUCGACGGAAUGCCUCAGUUUGGUUCUUCCUCCUCAUCCCUCGGCGCUGCUAGAGGCCUCACAUCUGGACAGGCAGAACUCGUUGCCACCUCCACCCCGCCAAACAAGGGAGCAGCAUCACAGAGCUAUCCGGAUCAAUACUUCUUGGCUUGA